AUGUCAUGCGGGUUGUGGAGUGUCAGGAACAGAUCCUCGUCCUGGGCAUCGCGACGGUUGCAGAGCAGCAUUGACAUAGCUGAUCAUUUCUAUGUUGGUGAAGGAUGGAAAGGCGGCCAAGGAAGAACAUUUGCUCUUCAGAUUUCCCCUCACUUCGAACUUCCAACACAAACCGCAGACAACUUCAAUACGGGACAGGGCGAACUUAUUGAGCUAUCUUUUCAAGCCAGGAAACGAAAGUCGGUUCAGAAAGAUUGUCAGCUGGCCAACAACCUUGCCCCGGCCUUCUCAGCUCACCCAUCGGCUCCCAACUACCCACACUUCCCAUAUUAA
Messenger RNA from Aspergillus nidulans FGSC A4, 333 nucleotides. RefSeq lists its product as uncharacterized. The transcript is spliced from 2 exons. The coding region runs from base 1 to 333 and encodes 110 amino acids. NCBI's taxonomy places the organism in Eukaryota, Fungi, Ascomycota, Eurotiomycetes, Eurotiales, Aspergillaceae. The record is from RefSeq and is a predicted model, not a curated record.